UGUUGUUGCUGUCGCAGACAUCUUACUCGUUUCGAUUACAGGAGUUGUCAAUCUUUGGUUGGCUGGAAAAUGCCCUGCGGAGUUGGGAUAGUUCAUUGCUAGCGCGCCCUUAACACCAUUACUCAAGCCUGGAGGUGGUCUUCGGCCUAUUGCAGUUGGCACGGUUUGGCGCAGAUUGGUUUCUAAGGUGGAUGCUUUUUCUGUUGGGAAGGAUAUGACUUCUUACUUAGGAGAUUCCCAAUUUGGAGUUGGUGUUUCUGCCGGAGGGGAAAGUAUUUUACAUGCUGUAAAUAGUCUCCUUGAGUUGAAAGGUCACUCGGACAAGAUGUUAAUGCUGCUUAUUGACUUCUCUAACGCGUUCAACAUGGUGAGCAGGUCUCAGCUCAUCAAGGAGGUUCGUCUUCGUUGUCCAGGUAUUUCUCGUUGGGUAGAAUUUUGUUAUAUGCGUCCUGCUAAACUCUACUACGACCAAUAUAUUUUGUCGUCUGCCCUCGGAGUUCAACAGGGUGACCCUCUUGGUCCUUUGUUGUUUGCUUUGACUCUUCACCCUCUAGUGAAGAAUAUUGCUUCUAGCUGUAAACUCGACUUGCACGCCUGGUACAUUGAUGAUGGUACAAUCAUUGGCGAUACGCUUGAGGUGUCUAAGGCUCUGCACAUUAUUGAAACUGAAGGCCCAGACCGUCUAAUGGUGUUAAACUUUUGGGUGGUCCUGUGAGUUUGGAUUUGAACUUUAUUAGUGAUAUGCUGCUGAGUCGAGUGAACAAGACUGUUCAACUUAUGAUCGCCAUCAAAAAACUCAAGGAUCCUCAAAGCGAGAUGCUAUUACUUCGCAAUUGUACGGGUGUUUCUAGAUUAUAUUUUGCAUUGCGCACUACCAAUCCUGCUGCUCUUCAGCAAGCUACUGAGAUCUUUGACGAUCAUUUGCUCAAGUACUUGAGGCUCCUUAUCACUGGUGAUGGCUCAGGAUUUGGGCCUUUACAACAGAGAUUACCUACCUUGCCUAUCAAAGAUGGUGGCUUUGGUAUAUACACCAUGGCAGACGCCCAAGCCUACUGUUACAUUGCUUCUCAGUGUCAGACGGCUUCAGUGCAAAAGGCGAUCCUUGGUGACCUUUUCCCAACAAAGAAAGGUCAUGCUUAUCAGUUGGCUCUACAGAAUUUCUUUGUCUGCUAGAGAUUCCAUUUUAUGGCAGUGUAACCAAGUUAAGCAUGCUCAAGAUUAUUUAUUGGAAAUUCCUAUUAGUGGUCUUAACCAAUGCCUCGGGCCGAGACAGUUCAGGGCUGUCCUUUGCUACCGAUUGGGUAUCCCUUUGUUUGUUAAGAAUGGUUCAUGCUCUAGCUGUAACAAGCCUAUGGAUAUUUAUGGAGAUCAUGCACUUCACUGUGCUAAGGAUGUUAGGGUUAAGUUUUGACAUGACUUUGUACGUGAUAUAGUUGCUGACAUUUGUUACAAAGCUAGUGUACCUGCGCGCAAGGAAGUUUCUCUGGGGCUUCUGUCAGAUGACGACAAAGAUCUAAGGCCAGCUGAUAUCCUCGUCCUUAACUGGGAAAAUGGUAAGUAGAUGAGAAGCCUAAUCUUGUAGCUAUGCACUGUAGGACAGAGUAGUCAGCUGUUCAAGGCCAUAAUGAGAGAUAGGUGAUGUUGCAGUCCAUAGAAAGCCGUAGAAGGUAGCAAGAAACAACAUCAGUUGAGUCAGUAGUACAUUUUGCAACUAAGAAGUAAUAUAGCAGGUGAAAAUGAGGUGCACUUAAUGUUGUAGUAGUAGUUGGCGUAGCCUCCAGGUAGCAACAGUUGGAGCAGAUAAUUAAGACAACAAACCAUAAAGAAUUGGUUUAGUGUAUUGAAAAUUCUCUCAGUAGUAGCUUUUAAAAGCAUUAAUCCAGAUCAUUGAAUUUUGUGCACAAAUAGCUUGUACGUUUGCAAGAUAAGAAUGAAACUGCCUUUUAUAAUAUUCAGUCACUCACAACAGUAUUGGUCUCUGCAACGUAGAAUCUGAAUGAUAAAGAAAUAUGAAGUACACACCAUCACCAGUACUCGAAAGACAAGUUCAUGC
This is a messenger RNA of Papaver somniferum (opium poppy), 2053 nucleotides long. RefSeq lists its product as uncharacterized. The coding region runs from base 215 to 715 and encodes 166 amino acids. The transcript has 2 exons. NCBI's taxonomy places the organism in Eukaryota, Viridiplantae, Streptophyta, Magnoliopsida, Ranunculales, Papaveraceae. The record is from RefSeq and is a predicted model, not a curated record.